ACUGUCGUCCGUCCGCCAUGGCUGUGCGUCUCGUGGCUCUGGCGUGUCUUCUGGCGGCUUCUUCCGCCCUCGCUUCCUCUUGCGUGGACAGAGGAGCGAAGGCCAACUUCGACAUCCCUGCGUUCAUUGACACGUGGUAUAUACAGAAAGUAGCGGAGUUUCCAGGGUUUUCUGGCACAAAAUGUGACCAGCUGACCUUCUCUGAGUUAGAAAAUGACCAACUCAAAAUGAUCGCCUCAUUCUACAACAUUACGUCUGGUGAAGAUGGGAGCAUAUCGGUCAUGGUGCGUAAACUCAACCCAGAAUCCAAGGAGGCAAGAUUCACCUGCCAACACGAAGGACUUUUUACUUAUGAAAACACUCACUUGAAUGUAUUGGAUACUGACUACAGCAGUUUGGCAGUGAUGACUUUCUGCGAAGAAAACACUGAGAAAUACACGGCGCUGCUGAUCACGCGCGAGCGCUCGCCGCCCGUCGCCGUCCUGGCCGCCGGCGAGGCGCUCCUGCCCCCGGGACUGGACUACACGGUCCACGACCAGACCGGCUGCGCCUAGGCGCGCCUCUGGCGCCCGGCUCGGCGCGGCACUCCGCUCGCGCCAUCCAUCCACCCGUCCUUCGCCUCCACUUUGAAUAUAUAUACUGUAUAGAAGUCGCCAGCCCAGGUUAAAAUUUCUAAUACGGUUUUGAGGUAGUUGGUUAAUUCACCUGCCGCAAUCGCCACCAUCUCUAGGGCAUCGAAUUGUGGUGGUCCCUAGCGGAGAAGUGUCGAACUCUUCAAACACCCCUUCCCCCUCCCGCUGAACGACCUUGAGCUGCAGUGAAUUAUGGAUGGGGUGGUGCGGGGAAUGACAGCGGGCGACAGUGCUGCGCUCUAACGUGUAAAUAACAACUAAGACGAUACAGGGCGUUACGGCAGCGCACUGCAGCGGUGAAGUUCCCAAGCUGCUCAUCAUACGCUCCUGAAAAACGUAGAGUAAAUCCUAUCCACUCGCGACUUCUAUACAGUAUAUAUAUUCAAAGGCCUCCUGAAGGCCGCAGGAAAAUCAUUUCCACUGGUCCCCUUCCACAUUUCUGAAAGCACAAUAUUGUUUUCGAACCUCACGGUCAAAAACAAAAUACCUAAAUACUUCGUAUAGCCAUAGCUGUAAACGUGUUCUUAAAAAUAAAUAUAUUAUUAUACCUUGUAAGCUUCACAAUUACUCUUAUUAUCAGGGUAGACAUGAGCAUUUAAAAAAAAUGUAUAUUCUGGAACACAACCUAAGGUUUUGCCUGCCUUUCCUCCUUGACGGCCCUUCUGCAACAUGUCGCUCUUUCGACGGCGUCUGUGAACAACUUCACGCACCAACAUCACGCGAUGCUGUGUGAGGGACAGUUCGGGUGCCGCUGUUACCGCUUUUAAAAACUGUGACAAGUCCACAUGACAUAAACUAUAACUGUCCGUCUUGUUGUGUCUCUCUAUCUCUAUUUGUCGGUGCCUCUUAAGCGCAACUGCAACUGUACCCCUGUCAUCGUCCUCGCAAUAAAACUUUUUUUUUUCCGCCA
Molecule: messenger RNA, 1542 nt
Organism: Bacillus rossius redtenbacheri
Lineage: Eukaryota; Metazoa; Arthropoda; Insecta; Phasmatodea; Bacillidae
Exons: 5
Coding region: 18-554 (178 amino acids)
Source: RefSeq, a predicted model, not a curated record